AUGGCAAUAGAUCCUGAAGUAAGUUUUCUCGAAAAGGAUUGCAAAGAAAAACGUGAAGAAGGCCAACUGAAUAAAUGUAUAAGAAUUGGUGCAGCCGUUAUGGGAAUGGUUAGACUUGUAGCUAUGAUUCUAGAAGCUUCUUUUGUAUGGCAAGUGCUCAGAAGUUAUAUACUAUUUGUUAAGUCUGGAUACAGAGGAAGGACAGAUAUUCUCAAGAAAAACCCUUCUUAUCGCGGCCUCAUAGGCCGUUCACGUUACUGCAUUCUUCUGGUGCUACUCUGCGUUGACAUCGAUAUUACUAAUCAUAUUCGAAGAAGAAUCGCCGCACAAGCUGAAGAGCCGCCACCAUCGCCCACAUGUAUAGACAAUAAUAUUGAGAAACUGAUCUACGUAGCUUUCGCAGUCAGUUUUAUUACUCAAGUUGCUGCCUCAGUUGUAUUUGCCGGUUAUAAACAAUGGGCUGUUUUCAUACCAUCGUUUGCUCUGGUGAUAAUAUUUCACAUAAUAUUUUUUGUUGGAAUGCGAAGAGAGAUGUGGCAAGUGAUUUUAGUCACCGUUAUUUACGAGGGUAUUGCUAUACUAGCAUUGACAGCAAGCGUUCUAUGGAUGAUUGUUAUGGAAAUGGACCCUGAAAAAAGUUUUCUCAAGGAGGAUUGCAGAGAAAAACAUGAAAAAGAUAAAGACCCUAAAGACCAGAUGAAUACAUGUAUCAGAACUGGAGCAGCCGUUAUGGGAGCGCUUAGUCUUAUAGCUAUGAUUUUAAAUGCUUCUUUUGUAUGGCGAGUGCUCACUAGUUAUAUGCUACGUGUUAAGUCUGGAUACACAGAAAGGAUUACCAACUCCGUUGAUAAAGAUUUAAUGGAAAAUCCUUAUGCGCCCAGAUCAGAGCACUUGGAAAAUCCCUACGCACCCAGAUCAGAAGUAUCUGUUCGCCCAAAACUGAUACGAUCAGAUAUUGCUUCUCCUGUAUCAUCGAUAGUGAAGGAGUCCCAGGGCGGAUCAGCUCUACCCUAUGGAGGACCAUCAGCUUACGAUAAACCCUUCCCCCGUGCAAGAAAUGACUUCAUGAUGGGAGGUGCGUACCCCGCAAACUGGGGCCUCACUCAGGACCCCGACUACGCUCAAUUCCGUGGAAGAUUCACGGACAUCGAUGCUCCAACUCAGCAGUCCCCUUAUCGACUAGGAGAAAGACAGGGUUAUUCUGACCGUUUCGGGGAACCCGCAAAUGACCGGAUGAGUGAGGAGAUGCCUCGAAGUCGAGCACUUGGAUCAGGCCUACGAGAUCGGCCGCUUGCUGGGACCCUUUACGACAGGGUGGACAUUGAUGAUCAGUUAAAACGCAGUUACGAUAGUGGAUUCAAUAGCGGAGAUUACUCGGAGAGCGGUUAUCGAAGAUUGGGUAACAAGCGCAACAACGGAUACUCGCAAAACAAUGGGGAUUACGGACGAAGACUAGGAGAUGCCGAAAAUAACGAAAAUCGCCCGGAAAGGAACACAGAUUACUCGCGAAGAUUGGGAGCUUGGGAAAACGAUAUGUACCCGAGGCGUACGGAUUAUCAAAGGGAUGAAAAGAUCCUCUCCCAAAAAGUAUGCCAUAGAACGUCGUACCACAUUGGACUACCUGAAGAGUUUCCCGUCAAGAUACUAAAAUUGCGUGGACUGUAUUCAUUGUGGACAUCCGGUCAUGACAAUCUCUGCAUGCCUAGUAGGCUACGCCCAUGUAUUGAUUCUCGUGUAAACUAA
Molecule: messenger RNA, 1743 nt
Organism: Cylicocyclus nassatus
Lineage: Eukaryota; Metazoa; Nematoda; Chromadorea; Rhabditida; Strongylidae
Source: the annotation of a GenBank genome assembly